AGAAAAAAAAAGGAAAUCUAUGAAGGGUUUCGCAUAGGACUGUUCUUCUCUGAGCGCCGCCGGACCGAAACCCUAACCCUAACCCUAAUCUACUCGUCGUACGGUUACAAAUCAUGAACCCUAACAACCUCUUGUUCGAUUCGGGAAUGGAAUCAUCUUACUCAUCUUCAAGUCAUGAUUCAGUUGAGUCGGCUGAAGAUUCUUCUGUUGACAAAGAGAGAGGUGAUGAAGGGUUGAGAGGCUAUGUUUCUGCUGAGAGCUUUCUGUCAAAUGUGUCCCAGCGUUCAACUGAAUGUAAUGCAACUCAAGAAACUACCACGUGUCCUGGCGAGUUGGAUGUUCCAAGGGCAUCUAACAGUUUUAUGUUGGAACCUGAAGUUGGUAUGAUCUUCCAUUCUGAAGAGCAAGCGUUUGCAUUUUAUAAUACUUAUGCAAAGAGAAAGGGGUUUAGUGUGCGAAAGGGCCAUCUUGGUAAGAGAAAAGAUGGAACAAUAAGGGACAGAGUUUAUCUAUGUAGUUAUGAGGGGACCCGACAAAAACAUUGCACUCACAACACAAGGAAGCCCCGUCCUGUUGUGAGAACAAAUUGUAUGGCCAGAAUUGAGUAUAAAGUCACCCGUGAGCAUGUGUGGGUUGUGAAUAAAGUUAUAUACGAACACAAUCAUCCACUUAUACGCCCAAGUAAAGCUCACUUAUUAAGGUCUCAUCGAAAGAUGCUAGAUGCUCAACAAGGUGGUGGUGGUGAAAUGCCUGAUGUUGAAGUAAGACCUGCUGAAGCACAAGACAUUUCUGUAGAACGGACUCAUGAGACUGUAACUGUUGGUUUUCUUUUAAGGGGUCAAAGUAGCUAUCUGCAUACUAACAGGAUGAGAGAGCUUGAGAAAGGAGAUGCCCAAGUUCUUCUAGAUUUUCUGAAAGUCAAGCAGUUAGAGGACCCCUCGUUCUUUUAUGCUGUACAACUUGAUGAUAGGGAACAGGUGACCAACAUUUUCUGGGCAGAUCCCCGUUCUAUAAUUGAUUAUGCCUAUUUUGGUGAUGUGCUCUUAUUUGAUACAACUUAUCGAGCAAGCAAGAGUGACAUUCCAGUUGCUUUAUUCAUUGGCAUAAACCACCAUAAGCAAGCUGUUUUAUUUGGGGCUGCCUUACUAUUGGAUGAAACCACAGAAUCAUUUGUUUGGUUAUUUAGGACCUUUAUGAUUGCAAUGUCUGAGCAGCAGCCCAGAACAAUUUUUACAGAUCAGUGCGCCGCAAUAUCAAGGGCUGUUAGUAUGACCUUACCUGAAGCAUGUCACCGAAUUUGUUUGUGGCAUAUUUCACAGAAUGCCACGAAGAACAUCUCUCAUUUGCACAGUAGUGAGUCCAACUUCCAAAAGGAUUUUAAGAACUGCAUAUAUUUAGGCUGUUCAGAAGAUGACUUUCUUUCUCAGUGGAUGAAUUUAAUCAACAAGUAUGAUCUUUCAACCAACUCAUAUUUAGAAGAUCUCUACACAACUCGAGAGAAAUGGGCAUUGGUCUAUAGUAAGAAUCUAUUUUGUGCUGGCAUGACAACAGUUCAGUGGAGUGAAAGUAUGAAGAAGCACUUUAAGAAACAUUUCAAUAGAAAGUUGCCACUUCCCAAGUUUAUGGAGCAGUACCAUAAUGCUUUGGUUCAGUUCCGUAAGAAGGAAUUGCAUGAAGAUUUUAGAUCAAGGCAAACUAAACCUGUUUUGUUGGUCGAUAUGCCUAUGUUAAAUGAAGCAGCAGAAUCAUAUACAAGGCUGAUAUAUAAAGAGUUUGAAGAUGAGUUCAAAGGUCAGCUUUCUUGUCUUUGUGAACCAUUAGGCUCGGAUGGAUCAACUUUGACCUUCAAGAUUUCCCUUGUUGAUAAGCAAUAUUACGGGCUUGUGGAAUUUAACCCAUCCAGUUAUACAGUUACAUGCAGUUGUAAAAAAUUUGAAUCAGUAGGUGUCCUUUGCAUGCAUGCUUUAAAGGUUCUUAACAACAAUAACAUCCUUGACCUCCCAUCUCACUACGUACUGAAAAGGUGGACGAAGUAUGCGAAUGAUGAUAUGGUAUCCAAUAGGCAUCAAUCAGUAGUUAAAACCUUUGGUGAAGAACAUUUGACAUCAAGAUUUAGUCGGGUUUGCCAUAAGGCGGUCACAAUUACUGCAAAAAGUGCUUUCUCGAAAGAUGCCUUGGAUAUUUUUGAUCAUGAACUUGACAAAAUGAUGGUAGAUGUGGAAAAUUUGUUACGUAAUACACCAUUGGACAAAGAACCCGAAGAUGAAAAUGCUGUCACUGGCUCGAGGCAGGAUGCAUCAGAGACAAGCAAGAAAAAACGAGGUCGAAAACCCUUGUUUAAGGGGGAUGCCGUUGAGAAAAAACAGAAGAAGAAAGCUCAACCUCUUUCUAACUCUAGCAACACAGUCAUGCCUCACCAACCAUUACAAAGACAAACUAGUGAACCCUCGGUCAGGUUGAUGGUUGAAGACUCUUCUCAUGUCCCCACAUAUCAUCAGGCUGGGGCUGUUUCCUACAAUAAUACAAUUACUAUGCCUCCUCCUGGUCUUCCAGGGUGCACUACUUUUCCUCCCGAGCCUGUGAUGUCUACUCAGGAAACAUUUACGCCAUCACAGAGUUUAUUUGACCAAGCAAUGGCAUCUCAAGGUGUUGGUAGCUCAAACCUAACAUGGUGUGCUCCUAGGGGUUCUGUUAGUGUCCCUAUACCGGUUAUGCAAGGGCAAACGAAUAAUUUUCUUGGUUGGACAAUCAACCCUCACAACAUUCCUAAUAUUUGUCUCCCUCAACGCCACCUCAAUCAGUCAGUGCAUCCUACCAUCACAGGUCAGCAUCAAACAGCACCCCGCAGGCUAAACUUUGAUAUCAACAAAGGAAGCUGAGUGGAACUGCAUAAAGGAGUGAACUCUGAUGAUGUGGCAGUAAGUUAUUUGUGUGCUUAAUCAAGAGACUGCAGGACUCGUUGUCGGAUUCUCAUGCACUUAAUGAAGGCUAAGUAAUCUGUUGUAAAGUGCCAUUUCUAUCUUUUUGGUGGUUAUUUUCAUAUAGUUGUCUAGGAGGACUAAAUUAUACUAGCAAUAAUUAACAACAGUCUCCAGUAUAAUUGAUUAGGAGCAUCAUUCUUGAAGCAUAUGAAAGCUGGGUUUUAAGUA
This is a messenger RNA of Asparagus officinalis (garden asparagus), 3149 nucleotides long. RefSeq names its product protein FAR1-RELATED SEQUENCE 5-like. The transcript has 6 exons. NCBI's taxonomy places the organism in Eukaryota, Viridiplantae, Streptophyta, Magnoliopsida, Asparagales, Asparagaceae. Gene Ontology annotation, biological process: regulation of DNA-templated transcription. The record is from RefSeq and is a predicted model, not a curated record. The coding region runs from base 114 to 2879 and encodes 921 amino acids. Gene Ontology annotation, molecular function: zinc ion binding.